This is a messenger RNA of Chinchilla lanigera (long-tailed chinchilla), 3293 nucleotides long. RefSeq names its product glomulin, FKBP associated protein (gene Glmn). Gene Ontology annotation, molecular function: ubiquitin-protein transferase inhibitor activity. Lineage: Eukaryota; Metazoa; Chordata; Mammalia; Rodentia; Chinchillidae. The transcript is spliced from 18 exons. The record is from RefSeq and is a predicted model, not a curated record. Gene Ontology annotation, cellular component: cytoplasm. The coding region runs from base 757 to 2610 and encodes 617 amino acids.
CGGGCAGUCUCAGUUCGCGGUUGUCGGGGAGCCGCGGACGACGCGGCGUGGAGGGGCGGCGUAGAGGGGCCGCGAGGCCCCUUGCGAGGUGGUGCGGCCGGAUCUCCUUGGAGCAGGAAUCCGGAGAAAUGGCUUCCUCUGGACGCCGAUCCCUAGCGCGUAGGGGAGUGUAUCGCUAGCGAGCGUGAGGACCUGCGCGGCGCCCCUGCCUUCUCCCGGGGAAAUGAUGGUCGGCGGGCGGUGACCGCCUGAGGACGCCGCUUGCCGGGGCUCGGUGGAAGGAGGGAUUUUACUCACUGGAUUGAUAGCUCCGACCGAGAAGUGCGGUGGAGGAUAUCUGAAUCUUCCUCUCCUUUGGUUGACUUAAUUGUGUUGGAUUCCAGCGUUUGUCAAGUGGAACAUUAAAAAUUUUCCGAAUGAUUAGAAUUUUAAUUUUAGGCCCGCCUUUUGGAAGAAGUAUCCAGAAAAGAAAUACUUUUAACUUUUUAAAGCCCUUUAAUCUGUAUUUGCCUUUCCUCUAGGGAGCACUCUAGAUGGUUCUUACUUUCCUUCUGGUACCUUUCAGAACUACUGUAUGCCCUUUAAAAUAUGCAGUAGGAGGAAGGUGCUAUAGAGUCAAUAACUUUACAAUCAAUUAAAAUUUCACAUUUUCUUCAUUGUGUUUUUUAAUAAUUAGAAUGAGACACGUUAUGUACUGUCACAGUUUAACUGUGUUUGUAUAGUAUUUCAGAAUCAAAACAGGAAAAAUAAUUAGGAAUGGCUGUGGAGGAACUCCAGUCCAUAAUAAAGAAAUGUCAAAUCUUAGACGAGGAUGACUUUAAAGAAGAAGACUUUAGCCUGUUUCAGUUAGCAGGCCAAAAAUGCAUAGAAGAAGGACACAUAGACCAGUUAUUAGAAAUUACUCAAAAUGAAAAGAAUAAGGUCAUCAUCAAGACUAUGGGCUGGAAUCUUAUUGGUCCUGUUGUUCGAUGCCUUUUAUGGAAUGAUAAAGAAAAUGAUAAAAGAAAAAAUUAUUUUCUAAUGCUUGAUUUACUGGUAAAGUUAUGUAAUCCAAAGGAAUUAUUGUUGGGUUUGCUUGAACUGAUUGAAGAGCCCUCUGGAAAACAAAUAUCCCAAACUAUUCUUCUUGUACUUCAGCCAUUACAAACAGUGAUUCAGAAACUUCCUAAUAACAAGGCAUAUUCAGUUGGAUUAGCAUUGUCUACCCUUUGGAGUCAACUGGCGCUUCUUCCUGUUCCUUACUCAAAAGAACAAAUACAAAUGGAUGACUAUGGCCUUUGUCAAUGUUGCGAGGCCUUAAUAGAGUUCACUAAACCUUUUGUGGAAGAAGCUAUUGAUAAUAAAGAAAACAAGGAAAAUGAAAACAAAAAAUUAAAGGAUGAGUUACUGAAAUUACUACGGAUUUUAUACUUGGGAAGUGUUGGAUUCACAGUUACCUAUUUCUUACGUCUUAGUUGUUUUAAAAGCUUGAAAUGCCCUUUGCUGACAGCACAAUUCCUUGAACAAUCUGAAGCAGGAAAUGAUCCCUUACGGUAUUUUGCAUCUGAAAUAAUAGGUUUUUUAUCAGCAAUUGGACACCCUUUUCCAAAAAUUAUUUUUAAUCAUGGAAGGAAAAAGAGGAUAUGGAAUUACCUUGAAUUUGAGGAAGAAGAAGACAAACAAUUAGCAGACUCUAUGGCCUCUCUGGCAUAUCUAGUGUUUGUUCAGGGCAUCAAAAUUGAUCAGCUACCAAUGGUUUUGAGCCCUUCAUACAUUUUGCAGUUUACUAUGGGACAUACUGAAGUCUUUUUGCAAAGAACAGAAGAGUCUAUUUUGUCCAAAGGAUUGGAACUGCUGGAGAGUGGUUUAUUGAGAAUAGAAGAUAACAGUGUACUUUACCAGUACUUAGAAAUCAAGAGUUUUCUUACUGUACCUCAGAGCUUAGUCAAAGUAAUGACACUUUGCCCCAUUGAGACAUUGAGGAAAAAAGGUUUAGCCAUGCUUCAGUUGUAUAUUAACAAGUUGGAUUCACAAGGCAAAUAUACAUUAUUUAGGUGCUUAUUGAAUACAAGUAAUCACUCAGGUGUGGAGGCCUUUAUUAUUCAGAAUAUCAAAAACCAAAUUGACAUGUCUUUUAAGAAAACGCCUAACAAAUGGUUUACAGGACCACAGCUGAUUUCCCUUUUAGAUUUGGUGCUGUUUCUCCCAGAGGGUGCUGAAACAGAUUUACUACAAAACUCAGAUAGGAUUAUGGCUUCAUUAAAUUUAUUGAGGUAUUUGGUUAUCAAAGAUAAUGAAAGUGACAAUCAAACUGGAUUGUGGACGGAACUUGGAAAGAUUGAAACUAAUUUCCUAAAGCCACUUCAUACAGGACUCAAUAUGUCAAAAGCACACUAUGAAGCAGAAAUUAAAAAUAACCAAGAAAAUAACCAAGCAGACAGGAAGUCUAAGGAGCUUUGUUCUGUAACUAUAGGUAGAGAAGAGAUUCCUAAUAUGCCUCCUGAAAUGCAGCUGAAGGUCCUACACUCAGCUCUUUUCACAUUUGACUUGAUUGAAAGUGUUCUAGCUCGAGUAGAAGAACUCAUUGAAAUACAAACAAAGUCUACCUCUGAAUGUAAAAUGCUGGAAUAAAGUAAAAGUUCUACUUCCUAAAUAAAAAUGGAUAAAAUACUGUAUUUUCCAUUAUGCUUUUAGUACCUUUGUAAAUAUUUUUCUGCAAAAAGGUACUGUUAGAAAAGUUAAUGUACCCUUUUCAGUUGUCAAAUUCUAUAAAAUACAUUAUGGAUCGUGGAUUAUGGUUUUAAAAAGUUAAAAAUACUACAUUGGAAAGUUUGAUACAAACUAGUAAGUUUGUAUUUCAUAAAAUGUAGCUGAAAUGCUUUACUCAGUAUAGUUGUGAGUUUAUAAAAAGAUGGAUACACUAUCUGCUUGAGUGUUGUAUAACAGUUUAGAAAUCCCUGGGUCAGUUUAGGUACCACACACCUGUAAAAGUGAUGUGCUCAAGAGAGUGUAUUGUUUUCUUAGCUUCCCUUCAUGUGCUUCAAGAGCAGUCUUAUGGAACAAAGUCCCUUCACAACCCCUGUAGCAGUUAAUGGGGAAGCGCCUGCAAAGAUUAACUUUACAAUAUAGGCUGCCCUUGUGAAAAACCUUAAGAAAGAGAGAGAGAGUAUGUGUGUUUCCUUUCAUGCAGGUAGCUCAUAAGAAAAUUCUGUAUUUUAUUUGCUCCUAUUUGUCCAUACAGCUUAAUUUGUAUCAAGAAACUGACUUUUGUAAUAUAUAUGUACAAAUUACUUACUAAACAUUAUAAAAAAUCA